CACGCGACGAGCUCACCUGUUGCUUGCAACGAAGCCCCUUUACUUUGGUAUUAUCGGACUGAAAGACUGCCAGGUUAUAUGGGAUUCUGCCGUAGAUGUGGUGAUAUAGUCUCUGGUCAGCGGUGUAAGUGCGGAGGUACAGCCGUAGCCGCGACCGUGCAAUGGAAUCAACUUGGAGCGAAUGAGGAUGAUCGAUGGUCUAAGACAUACGUCGCCAAAGAGACGCCCCCCGUGCGUCCAGCUCCGCCGACGUCUACUAUCCAGCCUACACACACCGGAGGCGGGUCCAGUCGUUUCCCGAAACCCAAGUCCAAAUCGACAAGUGUACCAUUAAGCUCGCGUGUAGCAGAUCAUAUUGCGACGGCUACCACGUCAAGACCCCCUUCCCCACUCAAGCGCUCAACUACACUAGAGGAUUCUCCUUCCUUUUCUGCGGCUGAGGAAGGCAUUCUCCAGUGUCCCGACACUGGCGGACUGUCCAAGGCAUACGGCUCGGUAUUGCAGCCCAAGGAAACCUUGGCCCAAUUUGCGUGUCAUAUCUGUUCUACACCGUUCCCACCAGAUGCCACUAUAUACCCCGAUCCUUCGUCUCCAACCAUCGGUGCAGGCACUCGAUUCUUGUGCCGCCCAUGCUUCACGGUGAAUGGCGGAUCUAAAGGAGACUGCGCCGCAUGCGGGCGUGCUGUCCUCAUACUGAAAAGUGAAGGGGGCUUCGUCGAGAAUUCUGGACGUCUCUGGCACAAGCGUUGCUUCCGCUGUGAGGGGUGUUUCAAGAAUAUCGGGGACAGACCUAUGGUGGACCUACUGGGUCGUCCUUCGUGUGCUGACUGCUUUGACAGUUGUCUCAAGAGAGCCAACAAAGGCAGUCCGCAGAGGUUCCCUCGAGAAUCUGAUAGUCCUGGCGACAAGCGAAACAAUCUGGGCGGUACAUUUGGUGCAAAGAGUAGAGAGGGUAGCCCCGCUCUCGAGGAACUGGAGCAGAGAUUAGGCAUUCUAAGGAGUCGGGAGAGCAGUCCCGCGGUUGAAGAACGACCGAGGACGCAGAGCAUCGGUGCUAAAAGUCCGUUAUGCCGUGACUCGCCUGGUCUGCUCUCGUCGCGGUACUCGACCAGUAUCCGAGAAUGUAGUCCUCUCUUGGAUCGCGCUGGACUGAAGACAUUCUCUGACCUUGAUGGAACUGAAUCUGAACUCAGCACACCUUCCCAGCCUUUACAGCGCAGGUUCAAGACUCCGGAGCCUCAAGCCAGAUACUCGACUCCCACUCGCAGCCGCACCAGUAGUCCUGCGUCUUCCAAACCAACUGCAGAAGCAAUUGAGGAAAUGAAGAACAGGUUCCUACGCACGUCUCUUUCUUCGCCGCAGACUCCAGGAUUGAAUGAUUCCACCUCAUCAACCGUCAAGCUAUCAAGUUCUCCACCAUCUGGAGGGCUUGGAGAAGAGUCGCCCACUUUAAGGCGGCACUCGUCUCGGUUACCGAGAGCGUCUGGGAGCCUGAGGACUAGAUUAUCCUCAUCUUCCUUGACGAGAGACAGGGAGAAGGACGCCGAGGGGGUGGUCAUACCCCGCACACCGGACCUGAUGUCCGACAACUCAGACGACGUGACUAGUGUUCGAUCCAGUGGGCCUUGUACACCGCCCUCGCUGAGUCCUCCCCUUAGCCGCGAUGACCUUUUCACUCCCAAGUCAGGCCUGAACGACGGUAUCACCACUACCCGGACUCCUGAAUUGAAGUCAUCGCCUGCUCCUGUCACUAUACCAACGUUCAUACCUUCCACAGCUAAAUGCGCGAAGUGUAAACUAUCGCUGUUCGAUACCCAUGGUGGCAAAUAUGUGACCGUGCCUGAAGAACCGAGCUCCACAGGGAUACCACCGAAGACGUAUCAUACUGAUUGUUUCACGUGCAAGAUAUGCGGCGGCCCAUUCCAGGAGAAGGACGGUGGACAGGCCGUCUUCGUCCGUGCUCAAGGCGGCGCUUGCCAUGUUGACUGCGCACCUCCAGAGAAGGUCACUGUCAAGACUAUGUCUAGUAGGAUCCCGACCAGCUCGGCCUCUGCAUCGAGAGCUACUACCGCUACGUACACUGUGCCUACGAAAUUCGACCGUCCUCCAACAACAGCUCCCGCUUCUACUGUCGCUUUUCCCCGCUGGGGAAGUACUAGCGCGUGUCCCGGAUGCCAGAAGUGUGUUUCACCCAUGGAGAAGGGGGUGGUCCCCGGGCCGCAGGGGUCACGUUGGCACGCUACAUGUCUGGUUUGUGGCGGGAAGGACGUGAAGAGGCGUAGCGUAAGACAGGAAGACCGCAAGCCCGGCUGUGGCAAGCGCCUUGACAGUGCUGCGAAGACUGACGGCGACGGUGGAGUAUGGUGUAGAGAAUGUCUGCUGUUGCUACCUUCGCCACUGCGAUCUCCCGACUCCCCAACGCGAUCACCCCUAGUUUCCCAACCCACGGGCUCAUUCUGGUCAGGUCGUAGUAUCGUCCCGCAGACUACGGGAACGACAACCCUGGCGCGACAGUUCACAGGACUAUCGGGCGGUGGAGACGCUGCCCUUACGCGGCAACUCACUGGCGGGGGCCUAAGCCCGACGAGGCAGCUGUCGUCCAGCCCGACCAAGCAACUGGGUGCGGCGACGUCGGGCAAGUUCCCGAGGCCGAAGAGUGUCAUAGGGCUGCGGACUGCGAAGAGUGUUGAUGAAGGGCGAGGCAUGUUUUUGGUGCGGCAGAUGACUGGAGGCAGAAUGUGAGGAUUUUCUGGUAUGGAUGUUUUCCUUGGACUUGCUAUCGACGAAAUGAAUUGUGUAACCGUAUGUUGUGUGGAAGACUCUCGGUGUCUAUACGAUUUGAUGACGUAAUGUGAUGUUGUUGGUUGCCACCAAGGCCCUGAUCUUCG
Gloeophyllum trabeum ATCC 11539 is the source of this 2888-nucleotide messenger RNA. RefSeq lists its product as uncharacterized. The record is from RefSeq and is a predicted model, not a curated record. NCBI's taxonomy places the organism in Eukaryota, Fungi, Basidiomycota, Agaricomycetes, Gloeophyllales, Gloeophyllaceae. Gene Ontology annotation, molecular function: transcription coregulator activity. Bases 79 to 2742 code for a protein of 887 amino acids. The transcript is spliced from 4 exons. Gene Ontology annotation, cellular component: Z disc; nucleus.